AGACAAAGUGAAACACUAUCACGCCACGUUUUUCUUCGAGAAAUCAUUGUUGCAGUGAAAGUACUAGACCUUGUAUCCCAAUAUGGCAAAGAUCCAGCAAUCACAAGUAGCUUGAAUAGAUUCGACUGGUACAUCAUUCCGCAAGUAAAUCCAGACGGUUACGAGUACAGUCGAGUAUCGGAUCGACUGUGGCGUAAGACGCGUUCACGAAAUAUCACAAUAAAUAAGUGGUGUGUUGGAGCGGACGCAAAUCGUAACUGGGGACACCGUUGGGGGGAGGCUGGAGCGAAUCGCUCGCCUUGCUCGAACAUCUACGCAGGCAGUCGGCCAUUCUCCGAACCGGAAAUCGUCGACCUGGUCACCUGGCAAAUUCCGAAUCUCGUGAUCUACAUCAGUCUUCACUCCUAUGGACAACUACUACUAUCUCCAUGGGGCUAUACACAAGCGAGACCAGACAACUAUGCUGACCAGGUGGCUUUUCUUAAACAUAACUGUAAGCUCUUAGACAGACUUUUGUAUCGUAAAAUGAAUAUUACAGAUCCAGCAUCGGGAACCAGUAUCGACUAUAUGCAGGAUCGCGGUGUGCCCUAUAUCUUUGGCGUUGAACUUCGACCGCUUGACGCUUAUGACACUUACGCUUUUAGUUUACCGCCUAACUUUAUAAGACCGACCGGCGAAGAGAUGCUUGCUGGUCUAAUUGCUCUAGGCGACUACGCUACAGUACACAAAAAAUUGUGA
Messenger RNA from Angiostrongylus costaricensis, 738 nucleotides. Lineage: Eukaryota; Metazoa; Nematoda; Chromadorea; Rhabditida; Metastrongylidae. The record is from the annotation of a GenBank genome assembly.